Messenger RNA from Orycteropus afer afer, 1386 nucleotides. The record is from RefSeq and is a predicted model, not a curated record. Lineage: Eukaryota; Metazoa; Chordata; Mammalia; Tubulidentata; Orycteropodidae.
AUGGCGGGGCGGCAGUCCCUGCCGUUGGACGCCCGCCGCCACCAUCCUGUGAGGAGGGGGCCCCAGCCCUGGCACACAGCUCUGCCCAGUAGACUGGUACCUGCCCUUGCCAGCCAGGAGGGCCCCCGGCCCGCCAACAGCCCCAGACCGCCUCGCUGCGGUGUGCCUGACCCACCAGAUGAGCCGAGCGCCCGCAACCGCCAAAAGCGAUUUGUGCUGUCGGGCGGGCGCUGGGAGAAGACUGACCUCACCUACAGGAUCCUCCGGUUCCCAUGGCAGCUGGUGCAGGGGCAGGUGCGGCAGACGGUGGCGGAGGCCCUGCAGGUGUGGAGCGAGGUCACGCCGCUCACCUUCACCGAGGUGCACGAGGGGCGCGCAGACAUCAUGAUCGACUUCACCAGAUAUUGGCACGGGGACAACCUGCCGUUUGAUGGGCCUGGGGGCAUCCUGGCCCACGCCUUCUUCCCCAAGACCCACCGCGAAGGAGAUGUCCACUUUGACUAUGACGAGACCUGGACAGUUGGGGACAACCAGGGCACGGACCUCCUGCAGGUGGCAGCCCACGAGUUUGGCCACGUGCUGGGGCUGCAGCAUACGAUGACAGCCAAAGCCCUCAUGUCACCUUUCUAUACCUUCCGCUACCCGCUGAGCCUCGGCGCAGAUGACCGCAGGGGUAUCCAGCACCUGUACGGCCGACGCCUUUCCGCACCCACCCCCGGCGCCCCUGCCCCGCGGGCUGGCAUGGACACCAAUGAGAUCGCCCCACUAGAGCCGGAAGCCCCUCCAGAUGCCUGUGAGACUUCCUUCGACGCAGUAUCCACCAUCCGGGGAGAGCUCUUCUUCUUCAGAGGGGCUUUCGUGUGGCGGCUUCGCGGGGGCCAGCUGCAGCCUGGCUACCCUGCGCUGGCCUCUCGCCACUGGCAGGGGUUGCCCAGCCCUGUGGACGCUGCCUUCGAGGAUCCCCGGGGCUACAUCUGGUUCUUCCAAGGUGCUCAGUACUGGGUAUACGAUGGGGAGAAGCCAGUCCUGGGCCCCGCACCCCUCUCCGAGCUGGGCCUGCUGGGUUCCCCAGUUCACGCUGCCUUGGUCUGGGGCCCCAAGAAGAAUAAGGUCUACUUUUUCCGGGAUGGCGACUAUUGGCGUUUCCACCCCAGCAACAGCCGCGUGGACAGCCCCGUGCCCCGCCGGGCCACCGACUGGCGCGGGGUGCCCCUGGAGAUUGACGCAGCCUUCCAGGACGCUGAUGAGUUCCAGUCCCGCCUGGGACUGUUUGAAGCCACCGCCCGAAUCAGGCCGUCAAUUGCUAGUUCGGCCCGUUGCAAGCUCUUCUUUGCACCAGGACUUGGGAAGCAGCCUGAGAAGAGAAUCCGGUCGCGGCUCCUCUAA